UCUGAACUAUUUUUUUCUAGGUUUAACUACAGAUCAACACAUCAUCUUGCAUCACAUGGAUUUUACGAAUUCUUAAAUUGGUUUGAUGAAAGAGCAUGGUAUCCACUAGGAAGAAUAGUUGGUGGAACUGUAUACCCAGGACUAAUGGUUACAGCUGGCCUUAUACAUUGGAUUUUGAAUAUGCUGAAUAUAACUGUCCAUAUAAGAGAUGUAUGUGUCUUCCUUGCACCAGUUUUUAGCGGCCUUACAUCAAUUUCUACUUUCCUGCUUACCAGAGAACUGUGGAACCAGGGUGCAGGGCUUCUAGCUGCCUGUUUUAUUGCUAUUGUACCAGGUUACAUAUCACGAUCAGUUGCAGGAUCUUUUGACAAUGAAGGGAUAGCUAUAUUUGCACUGCAGUUCACGUAUUACUUGUGGGUGAAGUCAGUGAAAACUGGAUCUGUUUUCUGGACUAUUUGCUGCUGCUUAUCCUACUUCUACAUGGUUUCUGCAUGGGGUGGUUAUGUUUUCAUCAUCAACCUUAUUCCACUGCAUGUAUUUGUGUUAUUGUUAAUGCAAAGAUACAGCAGGAGGGUCUAUAUAGCAUAUAGCACUUUCUACAUUGUUGGGUUAAUAUUAUCCAUGCAGAUACCUUUUGUUGGAUUUCAGCCAAUUAGGACAAGUGAGCACAUGGCAGCUGCAGGUGUAUUUGCUCUUCUGCAAGCCUAUGCUUUCCUGCAGUAUAUGAGAGACAGACUAACAAAGCAAGAAUUUCAGACAUUAUUCUUCUUAGGUAUAUCUUUGGCUGCUGGAAUUGUAUUCCUGAGCGUUAUCUAUUUAACAUAUACAGGUUACAUUGCUCCAUGGAGUGGCAGAUUCUACUCAUUGUGGGAUACUGGGUAUGCAAAAAUUCACAUCCCAAUCAUUGCCUCAGUGUCGGAGCAUCAGCCUACAACUUGGGUUUCCUUCUUUUUUGAUCUACAUAUUCUCGUCUGUACUUUUCCAGCAGGCCUGUGGUUCUGCAUCAAAAAUAUCAAUGAUGAAAGAGUUUUUGUGGCUUUGUAUGCAAUCAGUGCUGUUUAUUUUGCUGGAGUGAUGGUUCGCCUGAUGCUAACUUUGACUCCAGUGGUUUGUAUGUUGUCAGCCAUUGCUUUCUCAAAUGUUUUUGAACAUUAUUUGGGUGAUGAUAUGAAAAGAGAAAAUCCUCCAGUAGAAGAUAGUAGUGAUGAAGAUGAUAAAAGAAAUCCAGGAAACCUUUAUGAUAAGGCAGGUAAAGUGAGGAAACAUAUUUCUGAGCAGGAAAAAACUGAAGAAGGUCUUGGUCCCAAUAUAAAGAGUAUUGUCACAAUGUUAAUGCUAAUGUUAUUGAUGAUGUUCGCUGUUCACUGUACAUGGGUAACCAGCAAUGCCUAUUCCAGUCCAAGUGUUGUCUUAGCCUCUUACAAUCACGAUGGCACAAGGAACAUUUUGGAUGACUUUAGGGAAGCAUAUUAUUGGCUAAGACAAAAUACAGAUGAACAUGCCAGAGUAAUGUCUUGGUGGGAUUAUGGCUAUCAGAUAGCUGGAAUGGCAAAUCGAACUACUCUAGUUGAUAAUAACACUUGGAAUAACAGCCACAUAGCUCUGGUAGGAAAAGCUAUGUCAUCAAAUGAGACAGCAGCCUACGAGAUUAUGAAAAGCCUAGAUGUGGAUUAUGUCUUAAUAAUCUUUGGAGGUGUAAUUGGCUAUUCUGGUGAUGACAUCAACAAAUUUUUGUGGAUGGUAAGAAUAGCAGAAGGAGAACAUCCUAAAGAUAUUAGGGAAAGUGACUAUUUCACUCCACAAGGAGAGUUUAGAGUUGAUAAAGCAGGAUCUCCAACUUUGCUGAACUGUCUUAUGUAUAAAAUGUCAUAUUACAGAUUUGGAGAAAUGCAGCUGGAUUUUCGGACUCCCCCAGGAUUUGAUCGAACCCGCAAUGCUGAAAUUGGCAACAAGGACAUUAAGUUUAAACAUUUGGAAGAAGCCUUUACUUCAGAGCACUGGCUUGUUAGAAUAUAUAAAGUAAAAAAGUUAGAUAACAGAGAAACGUUGGACCAUAAGCCUAGACUAACCAACAUUUUACCAAAACAGAAGUAUUUGUCAAAAAAGACUGCCAAAAGGAAGCGUGGCUACAUUAAGAAUAAACUAAUUUUAAAGAAAGGCAAGAGACCCAACAGGAAGACAGUUUAAAAACACUGUACUGAUUGCUAAUAUUGAAGCAGUUGUCCUUGAGAUAACCAGUCUUUGCCUUUAGCUCAAGUCAUGUUUCACAGCAACAUGAGGGUACAGAACCAUCUUUGGUCCAGAUUAUUGUACAAAACUUUCAGGCAAUGUCUGACUUAAAUUUUAGCUUAUUAAGAACAGCUGUUUUAGAUUUGUAUUGUGGAGCAAGACAGGGCUGUUGUCUUAGCAGCAGAUUUUUAAAAAUGGGUACAUAUUAUCCUUCAUAUUAAUUGAAUUUGAACCGAUUGCACCAAAGAGCCCUUUAAUUCGGUCCUUGGCACAUGCAUACUUGUCAGUUUUUUAAUCUUCUGUUGAACAGCAAUAUCUCAUCUGGGAUUUGGCUAUCCUAAUUGUGAUGCUUGCAAUAAUGUGGGUAUUUUGACAUUUCAGAUAGUAGAACAGCUUUGAUAUAUUUAUUUUAUGAAACAACACUCAUUGUUGCUGUAUGUUGUGUUCAGGACUAUAUAUCUAGCUGCAAUUUCACUAAUCAUGGCACAGAUUAGGUGCUUACAUGAGGCCAUUUAUUUUGAGAAGAAGUGAUCUUGCUGCCCUUCAAGAUGAUAGAUUUUUCAUAGAAGAGAUAAAUACAAGGGCUACAUUUGAACCUUAUAUCUGAUACGACAGUAAUGAAUGCUAUUGAGCACCAUAGCACUUGGUGUUCUCAAAACCUUGUUUAAUCAGAAGUUUAUAUUAUACAAUAUUUUGGCCUGUUGGGGGAAAAAUUGACAAGUAUCCAAACUUGUUUCCUACAUUUAUUUACAGGCAGAAGGUUUAUAAGUCUGCCUGCUUACCUGUCUUUCAUGGGGUUGAGUUUCUCCAUAUUUUUAUUUAGUGCUUCAGUUCAUGGAACUUCUGCUUUGCAUAUGCGCUAUCUUUUAUAGUUUCUGAAAAAGAUUUUAUCAAGUGCACUAAAUCAUAAAUGGAGACUGAACAUGUUCAAUUUCCAACUAUACAAACUUGAACAUUAUUUGUUAUUUUAUUAAACAUGUACAUGGGAUAGGAUUCAUUGACGGCCACAGGAUAUAAUUUUGAUUUUAAAAAACAGCUUAUGCCAUCUUUGUUGGUGUAAAGCAGAAUAGUAUGUACCUCCC
Messenger RNA from Pseudonaja textilis, 3311 nucleotides. NCBI's taxonomy places the organism in Eukaryota, Metazoa, Chordata, Lepidosauria, Squamata, Elapidae. The record is from RefSeq and is a predicted model, not a curated record.